UGCUCCUAGUGCGCUUUGGCUUCAUAAUUAUAAAGGCAGCAGUCCAGUGGUUCAUCUGUCAGAGCAGAGGACCAUCUGAACAUGGACGUGGACGUGCAGAUGGAUUACUGACAUGUUCUAGACGAGGACAAACAGGAAGCAUCAUGUCGGAGAAGAAACCUCGCGGCUCAGACACUCGACCCAAAUGCAGCCUUCGCAGCUGGAGCGCUGACAGCUACGUCUGGAAGGGGAAGAAAAGGUCACGCAGCGUCCGGAACAGUUCCAGUCCCGGUCUGGAGGCCGAGGAGGACCUGGGCGUCCGGUCCACGUCGUGUCCGAGGCGGCGCCGGGACAGGAAGUGCAGCUGCAGCGCUCUGGGCGACGCCCUGACAUCCGCCGACCUCGAUGUGGUUUGUCGGAAGGCGUUGUCCCGUCGCUCCCUGCGGCAGAAGUUCCAGGAUGCCGUGGGGCAGUGUCUUCCUCUUCGCUCUCACCAUCACCAUCAUCAUCAUCACCUCCAUUCGGGCUCGUCGCGGCCGUUCUCCGUUCUGUUCUGGUCCAAACGGAAAAUCCACGUGUCGGAGCUCAUGCAGGACAAAUGCCCCUUCUCACCAAAGUCUGAACUGGCCCGAUGCUGGCACCUCAUCAAAAGCAACGCCGCCCACCCGAGCGGCGUCAAAGGCCUCAAAGCCUCGUCCUCGUCAUCAUCGACCUCCCCCCCGCAGACCCCCCUCUCCUGGGACGACAUCUGCUGCUCCCCGGGGCCUGGGACCAGUUCUCUGGAGGACUGGGAUCCGUCCUGUGGCCUCAGAGGAGCAGACAGCGGCUGCGACUACAUCCUGGUUCCAGAUCUGCUCCAGAUCAACAACAGCCCUUGUUACUGGGGCGUCCUGAACCGGUUCGAGGCGGAGGAGCUGCUGGAGGGCCAACCCGAGGGCACCUUCCUGCUCAGAGACUCCGCCCAGGAUGAGUUCCUGUUCUCCGUCAGCUUCCGCCGCUACAGCCGCUCCCUCCACGCCCGCAUCGAGCAGAACGGGAAGCGCUUCAGCUUCGACGUACGCGACCCGUGCAUGUACCGCGACCCCAGCGUGACGGGGCUGUUGAGGCACUACAGCGACCCCGCCACCUGCCUCUUCUUCGAGCCGCUGUUGUCCCGCCCCCUGCCCAGGACCUUCCCCUUUUCGCUGCAGCACCUGUGCAGAGCAAUAAUCUGCAGCUGCACCACCUACCGGGGCAUCGACAACCUGCCGCUGCCCCCCCAGCUCCGAGAAUACCUCCGACAGUACCACAUCAAGUGUGACGGAGCAUGUGCAGACUGACCCACCAACCAGGACGUGGAAGUACUUCAAGGUGUAAUACCACAGACCGCCACUAGAGGAGGG
Messenger RNA from Sphaeramia orbicularis (orbiculate cardinalfish), 1361 nucleotides. RefSeq names its product suppressor of cytokine signaling 4-like. Lineage: Eukaryota; Metazoa; Chordata; Actinopteri; Kurtiformes; Apogonidae. The record is from RefSeq and is a predicted model, not a curated record. Gene Ontology annotation, biological process: intracellular signal transduction; phosphatidylinositol phosphate biosynthetic process. Gene Ontology annotation, molecular function: 1-phosphatidylinositol-3-kinase regulator activity. The coding region runs from base 144 to 1298 and encodes 384 amino acids. Gene Ontology annotation, cellular component: phosphatidylinositol 3-kinase complex. The transcript has 2 exons.